Molecule: messenger RNA, 1603 nt
Organism: Aquila chrysaetos chrysaetos
Lineage: Eukaryota; Metazoa; Chordata; Aves; Accipitriformes; Accipitridae
Gene: AIFM2
Product: apoptosis inducing factor mitochondria associated 2
Exons: 8
Coding region: 175-1296 (373 amino acids)
Biological process (GO): positive regulation of apoptotic process; apoptotic mitochondrial changes
Cellular component (GO): cytoplasm; mitochondrion
Molecular function (GO): flavin adenine dinucleotide binding; electron-transferring-flavoprotein dehydrogenase activity
Source: RefSeq, a predicted model, not a curated record
CGGCAAACGCGACUCCACCCGCCGCGGGGAGAGGCGGAGAGCGAGGAGGAGGAGGCGGAGGCAGGAUGUGCCCCCCCGCCCCAGCUCCAUGGGGCCAGCCCCGUGCUUUCGGCUCCCCGGCUGGGCUGGGCUGACCCGGGCUCGGUCCGCCCUCCCGGGCUUCAGCGCAGUACGAUGGGAUCCCGGGUGUCCGUGGACGAUUCCGUGCGGGUGGUUGUGGUCGGGGGGGGCUUCGGAGGCACGGCGGCCGCCAGCUUGCUCAAGUCGUGGGCCAUCCCCUUCGUGCUGGUGGACGUGAGAGAUGCUUUUCAUCACAACGUCGCUGCCCUCCGUGCCGCCGUGGAGAGUGGAUUUGCCAAGAAGACUUUCAUCUCCUACUCUGUCACCUUUGGGGACAGCUUCCGACAAGGCAAGGUUGUUGGCAUAGACCCUGAGAGACAACAAGUCUUGCUCAGUGAUGGCGAGGAACUUCACUACUCCCAUCUCAUUCUUGCAACAGGCAGUGAUGGGCCAUUCCCUGGGAAGUUCAACAAAGUCAUUGACAUGGAAAGUGCCAUCCAGACCUAUGAAGAUAUGGUUAAAGAGAUUGAGAAAUCUGAGCGCAUCCUGGUAGUGGGAGGUGGUGCUGCUGGAGUCGAGAUGGCUGCAGAGAUCAAAACAGAGUACCCAGCCAAAGAGGUCACCCUCGUUCACUCAAAAAUUGCACUAGCUGAUCCAGAGCUGCUAGAUAGCGUCCGUCAGGAGGUGAAAGAGAUUCUCCUCAGAAAAGGAGUGCGCCUCUUAUUAAGUGAAAGGGUCAGCAAUGUGGAAAACCUCACACCAAACCAGUUCCAGAAGGACAUGGUAGUAAGGACAGAAAAGGGCACAGAGGUGGUUGCUGACAUGGUGGUCCUGUGCACAGGGAUAAAGAUUAACUCUUCAGCAUAUGCUGCUGCAUUUGGGGACAAAAUGGCAAGUAACAGUGCUUUGAAAGUUAACAAGCACCUCCAGCUGGAAGGCUAUGAGAACAUCUAUGCCAUUGGGGACUGUGCAGAUCUGAAAGAACCGAAGAUGGCCUACCACGCUGGGCUCCAUGCCAACAUUGUGGUGACAAAUAUCAUCAACAGCCUGACACAUAAGCCUCUUAAAACCUAUGAACCAGGGUCACUAACAUUCCUGCUUUCAAUGGGCAGGAAUGAUGGUGUAGGCCAGGUGAACGGUUACUAUGUGGGACGUCUUUUGGUGACCAUCGCUAAGAGCCGGGACCUGUUUGUCUCCAAGAGCUGGAAGACAAUGGGACAGACAAUGCCCUCUUAAGAGGGGAUCAGUAAAAAAACAGCAGGGAACACAGCAACUGGAAGAGGGAGAAGGUGCACUUUUAUUGCUUGGACAGACUGAUACUGUCUCCUGCAGCACCUCCUAAAGCCACCUGUCAGCAUGCUGCAUUAAAGGGGUGCCCUGCCUUGCUGUCAAGGGGAAGGAGACACUUUCCAAAUGAAGUGCACAGUUCUCAUGAUUAAAAAAACAGGGAAGGAAUGUUUCCUUUACUUCCCUGUUGAGAUAGCUCUGAGCAAGAAACCUGGUUUACCUUGAUUUGUAACAAUAAACACUGUGGUUUUCAAAA